Molecule: messenger RNA, 2032 nt
Organism: Octopus sinensis (East Asian common octopus)
Lineage: Eukaryota; Metazoa; Mollusca; Cephalopoda; Octopoda; Octopodidae
Product: palmitoyl-protein thioesterase 1
Exons: 10
Coding region: 70-969 (299 amino acids)
Biological process (GO): protein depalmitoylation; receptor-mediated endocytosis
Cellular component (GO): lysosome
Molecular function (GO): palmitoyl-(protein) hydrolase activity
Source: RefSeq, a predicted model, not a curated record
ACGAAGUCAACUCUAUUCAACGGAAACAAAUAAUAAGCGGUCCCUCAUAUAGUUUCAAACGUAAAUACAAUGGCGAGGUCCACCUCCUUCGUCGCGAUGCUAAUAGCAUUAAUUUGCUUGUGUUUAGCGGAUGCUCAGCAUCCUCCUGUUGUUUUAUGGCACGGAAUGGGUGACAGCUGUUGUAAUCCCUUGUCAAUGGGUGGCAUCAAAAAUUUUAUUGAAAAAAGCUUACCUGGCGUCUAUGUUAGGUCCUUGAUGAUUGGAAGUAAUAUUAUAGAGGAUGUUGAAAAUAGCUUUUUUAUGAAUUCCAACCAUCAAAUUACUGAAGUAUGUGAAAAGCUACGUGCUGACAAAAAGCUGGUUAAUGGAUACAAUGCUAUUGGUUUCUCUCAAGGAGGUCAAUUCUUCCGAGCUGUUGCUCAGCGCUGUUCAGUUCCUCCAAUGAGGAACUUGAUAUCUGUUGGAGGCCAACAUCAAGGUGUCUUUGGAAUUCCACACUGUCCCGGUCAAAAUUCUACUCUGUGUGACAUGAUACGUAAAAUGCUGAACAUGGGAGCAUAUAAGAGUUUCGUCCAAGAUCAUGUUGUACAAGCUCAAUAUUGGCAUGAUCCUUUUAAUGAAAGUGAAUAUAAAAAUAAGAGCAUUUUCUUGGCUGACAUCAAUUUAGAGCAGCGAAACAUUUCGACCUAUAAGGAAAACUUACUGAAAUUGAAAAACUUUGUUCUAAUCAAAUUUACUGAGGAUGAAAUGGUUCAGCCUAGAGAAAGUGAAUGGUUUGGCUUCUACAAACCUCGUCAAGACAAAGAAAUUUACCCAAUGGAAGAAAGUCCUUUAUACAAAGAGGAUCUACUUGGACUGAAGACACUCAAUAAAACUGGACGCCUGCAUUUAUUAAGUUACCCUUCAGACCAUCUGCGAUUCACUCUCUCUUGGUUCAAUGAAACUAUAGUUCAAAAGUACCUGAAAUAAAUUUGAUCAUUCAAAAAUUUUAAUUUACCUCUUCCUAUAGGAAGUCAAAUAUUUUCCACAAUAACUAUGUUUUUUUUGUUUUUUUAUGUGACAUCUACAGAAAAAAGGAUGCUAUAUAUUUUGAUGAAUAGUUAAAAAUUUCACAUUUUUAUCCUCAUUAUUGAAAAUGUUUAUAAAUAAAACAAAAGCAUGAAAUAAAAAAUAUUUUUCUUUAAGUAAUUUGAUUUCAACCAUAUAUAUCAGUGUUAUUGCUUUUUUAUAACUCAUUGAGAUCUAUUUGAACAGUGUUAUAGAUUGGAAGUGACAGUAUGAAAAGUCAUUAGAUCUUCACUUCUAGUCGAAAUCAUCCUAUCUUUAUUGGGAAAUAUGCUAGCAUUGAAAACAAACGUUAAAUGAUGAUGAUAAUGUGACAAAAUGAAAAUAUAAUUUUUAUCUUAACCAUCUUUUAAUGGUAAUCUGGUAUUUGUGAAAGGAAAUAUGGCUGCAUUUUGUAUGGAUAAUUUCAGUUGAACAAAGUUUUUCAAAGCAUUCAGUCAUAGAAAACAUGUCAAAGCUGACACUGGAACUCAGUGCAGUCCUGCAGCUUACCAGGUCCUGUUAAACCACGGAAAAUGAAUGCUAAAUGCCAAUAAUGAUGGUGGUAUGUUACAUAUGUGAGACCCUAAUGACUAUAUCUAGUCUACGCAAAGUUCAACUGAGGUGCUUUUCCUCACUUAUAUUGUUCAUAUUCAUAAUCAGUAUUGCUACAUUCUCUCGAUAUAUCCAUCAUUCUUUCUGUCUAUGUAUCUAUAUACUUAUCACUUUUAAGUUUUGCUUGUUGAGUAGCAUUUCCAUUGAUGUGGCAGUCUGAUAAGAUUGAAACAACUAUUGUUUUCACCACUGGAAUAAAGCCAAGAUUCACUCAUCAAUUGUUACUCUUAUUGGAGUUAUCCUUCCUGCUUGCUUUUUCUCCUUCACUAAUUACAGGGAUAAUCUCAGGUAAUCAAGUUUUCAUUUCCAUAUAUCAUGAGAGACUCUGCAAUAUAUGAUCUAUACAAAAGUUUUGUUGUCAAAUAAGUUUUUU